This is a messenger RNA of Ipomoea triloba (trilobed morning glory), 1261 nucleotides long. RefSeq lists its product as uncharacterized. Bases 43 to 1080 code for a protein of 345 amino acids. NCBI's taxonomy places the organism in Eukaryota, Viridiplantae, Streptophyta, Magnoliopsida, Solanales, Convolvulaceae. Gene Ontology annotation, molecular function: nucleotide binding. The transcript has 2 exons. The record is from RefSeq and is a predicted model, not a curated record.
UUGAGCUCUCUGUAAUCUUCUUCGUCGUGGUCGCCGGGAAAAAUGGCAGAGCAGAGGCAAAUCCGAUUCGGAAUACUGGGCUGUGCCAGCGUGGCGCGCAAGCUGGUCAGAGCUAUAUCGCUGACUCCGAACGCAACCAUCUCCGCCGUGGGCAGCCGCUCGGCGGAGAAGGCAGCGGCCUUUGCGGCCGAGAACGAGUGCCCUGCCACCGCGAAAACUUACGGCAGCUACGACGCCGUGCUGGAUGACCCGGACGUGGACGCCGUUUACAUCCCUCUCCCCACCAGCCUGCACGUGCGGUGGGCCGUCCUGGCGGCGCAGAAGAAGAAGCACGUGUUGGUGGAGAAGCCGGCGGCGCUGAACGUGGCGGAGCUGGACCUGAUUCUGGCGGCGUGUGAGGCCAGUGGGGUCCAGUACAUGGAUGCUACCGUGUGGAUGCAUCAUCCUCGAACUGCUAAGAUGAAAGAGUUCCUCUCUGAUCCUCUCCGCUUUGGCCAACUCAAAUCCGUGCACAGCAUAGUUUCGUAUUUGUUUAGUGCGGAUUCUCUGAAGAACGACAUCCGCGUGAAGCCAGAUCUGGACGGGCUGGGAGCGCUGGGCGACGCGGGCUGGUACUGCAUCCGCGCGAUCCUAUGGGCCACCGACUACGAACUCCCGGAAUCCGUCACGGCGGUGCGCGACCCGGAGGUGAACGAAGCGGGGGUCAUUCUCUCCUGCGGCGCUUCCAUGAAAUGGCAAGACGGGAGAGUCGCCACUUUCUACAGCUCCUUCAUGACCAAUAUGGCCACCGACAUCUGCGUUUACGGCACCGCCGGAAAGCUGCGCGUCCACGACUUCAUCCUCACUUUCCCGGAAAACUCCGCGUCCUUCAACACCGUCCAAGGCUCUCGCUUUACUAAGCACGUUGUGAACACCGAGCUCCCUCAGGAUCCUCUGAUGGUGAGGGAGUUCUGUAAUCUCGCCGGGAGUGGAGCGCCGGAGAAGAAGUGGGCGGUUAUCAGCCGGAAAACGCAGCUGGUGGUGGAUGCAGUCAAGGCAUCUAUUGAGAAAGGUUUUGAGACUAUUGAGGUGGUCUACUAAGUACAAUUUUUUUUUUAAUAAUAUCUACUAAAUAAAUCUAUUCCAAUAUGUUUUAUGCCAUUCUAUACAUGGGAAUGAUGGGAUGCCUUUUCUUUCUUUUCUUUUUUUUUUUUUGGUGAGAGGGAUGCCUUUUCAAUUAUUGAUAAUCCAUCUAUUCUAAUUUUUGUCAGAUUAUAUUUUA